Cuscuta campestris is the source of this 596-nucleotide messenger RNA. Lineage: Eukaryota; Viridiplantae; Streptophyta; Magnoliopsida; Solanales; Convolvulaceae. The record is from the annotation of a GenBank genome assembly.
GGGGGGAACAACGAGGGGAAUCACCGAAAAAGAGCAGCGGCUCUAGCCGCGGCUAUCUACGUAGCUCCGGCGAGUAGUGGCGGCGGUGAGCGCGGUUGUGAUCUCCAACUCCGGUCAUGGUUCCUUCAAGCUCCAAUUUCUUCAAUUUCAUCAUCUUCUUCAACAAUUUGAUAUCCUAUUUUCUGAAGAAAAAUAUAGCAGAAGGCCAAAAAUGAAGAAAGGAGAUGAGUCAAGCUCCCGACCACGAACACGCUGGUCCCCAAGGGGAGCAGGAGCACGUGAGCAUGCACACUGAAGCGUCAAGCUUCACACCGCAACAGCAGGUUUCGGAGCCCCAGGUUUUGCAGCCGAUAGAUGCCCCACAGGCGAUUCCUAUCUUCCAGCCGCAGUUGGCAGCCAACAUGCUUAACCUCCUCCAACAUGCUUAACCCCAAGUUCACGGGAUCUUAAAGCUGGCUGAGAGUGAAACGUUUCUUACGCUUAUAUAUUUGGAAACAUUAAAAUUAAAAUACACCCGCAUCUCAAACCAUUUUCAAUAUGGAAAACAAUGGAAAUAAUGUCCCAAAAAACUUUGAGAAAAAACUACACUCAUGGAU